AUGCGCAUUCUGCCCAAGGCGGUGUGGACAGUGCGAGAUCACAUCACAUCAACAACGAACGGUUCUUGCAAGAGCUUCAACGGAGUUGUCUCGCUGCGUCACGGACAACUGAUAUCCCUAACAUGUCGCGCUGCGCGACAUCGACCUUCGUCUGCUGUCGUCAGACAAGCCGACCAACCACCACGACGAAUGCUCAGCUCGACGACCAUCUCUCGCCCCCAGUCUGCUACCUACUACGACAGUCGCCGACACAUUUCUAACCAUCCCUCGAGAUCCGCCUUGCUCUCCGCAAGGAGGCACCCGGCACGCAGUCUUCUACUCCCGUCGUUCAUCACCAACAACAACAGCAACUCCGCGGCAUUCUCAACAACAACGACCAACAGGUCAGCAGUGGCGACCUUAAAUCCGAGGGUCGACGACGAUGGGAAUCCAAUGUAUAUUGAGAUAUCGCCCCGGGCAGCAAAGCGGCUGAGUGAGAUAACCGCCUCGUCAGAAGACGGUCAGCAUCUACGGGUCACAGUAACAAGUGGCGGAUGCCAUGGCUUCCAGUACAUGAUGUCUCUGGAACCUUCUUCCAAACUGGACGAAGCCGAGGACACUGUCUUUGAAGCCACUGACACCAACGAGCAAUCGCCGCAUGGCCAGGCCAGAGUCGUGAUGGAUCAACCGUCACUAGAGCUUUUGUCUGGUAGCACGGUUGACUAUACCACAGAGCUGAUUGGUAGCCAGUUCAAGCAAAGAACAGGGGGCUAUGCACAUCCCUACCGCUGGUCUGGCAUUUCAGCUCAGCUCAGCUCAGCUUCUGACUCAUACACUCACUCCUACACUGCACUCCCACGCCGCAGCCCAUCAUGCCGGAUAAAUGGCCAGCUAAGUAGAGAGUUUACUCUGGGCCGCAUUGAUGAAAAAAUCCGAGAAGGCAUAGCCAUCUCUCCGGAAGAAGAGCCAGUGCUCUCGAGAGUCUUGCAAUCGCUAUGCAACGACGACGGACUCAUAAGCGAGGCUGCAUUUCUCGCCCUUUUGCAAACAAACACGGACCUACCUCGGUCUCCAGAGGGAACCAGAGCUGGGAAAAUCGUAUAUGCGAGCCUCGCAUAUCUCAGCACUUUGCCAUAUCCCAGCAGCAACCGGGACUCGGCCUCCCAGCCUGGCCUCUCCCAAGCCCAAAUCACUCGAGCUUUGGUGUGGGCGCUCCCAAGCACUCACUCAUCCUUUAUAGAAGAAAGCAAUUUCUCCCGAAUGCGAACCAGAGCAGACCACCGCAGAUUGAUUUUCCAGAGCCUGGCAUCAACCACUUGUCAUAGCCAGCCGUACGAUCCCGAAAGUGCUCGCCAACUGGCACUACGCAAUGCCUUGGAUACAGAUUGGGAAGGCCACCUUGAUCUUUGCGCCACAAAUCAUGACGAUGACGGUGACGAGAUCUAUCAUGACCUCCUCGACGUGCUCUACUCCACACAGAUCGUGAAGCACGCUGGCCUGGCCCCCGUCCCCCGGGAUGCAUUCCGGCCUAUCGCAAAACGCAUCGCCGCAGACAACGAGCUGGCUUCCUUGUACUCACUCGGCAUUCCCGCAGAUGACUUUGUUUCUCUCGCCAAGUUCCUCCUGGCAUUCCAGUUUGAUGUUUCCGAAGGAGUGGAUCUCAAUCAGUUUGAUGCUGCUGCAAAGUCGCUAUGUGCUACUUUCUGCCAGCAAAACGAAGGAGAAGUUAUUACUUGGCCGAUGUUUGACCACAGCCUCAAGACCAUUGCGCCGUAUCUCUUCGACCCCCUGUAUCACAUGAUCACACUCGCAUUUCUGGAUAAGGAGGGGUUUUUUCUGACUGGAUGCGAAUCAGGCAAUACAAUAGAAGGGAGCAUCCUCACAGUGCCCCUGAUGAGCCAGUUGUCCACUUUUCUUGCCGGGUGUGCAUACAUACCCGAUUUUUGCCGCUGUCAACAUUACAGCAAAAAAGUUCGUCCAACACCGACUGCAUUCGUGAGGGCAUUAGAAGAUGUCCCCGACGAGGCUUUUAUGUUUCUUUCAGGGAAAAGUUCAACAACGGGGGAGACAUUUGUUUUCGGUGUCUUCAGCCCCAAACCCAAACUGGACGGCGCCAGUAUACAGACCAGCAUCGUUCCAGGCCAGGUGGGUCUGGAACCAUGCUCAAUUUUCCAACUCGCUCCAAUUCAGGAUGUCUUCAGAGGAGUGACAGGCAAGCCUGGCUGGAUAGUAGGAAACAAUGAUGACACCGUCAUAUUUGGACAGAUUGGUGGUGAUGGCGUGGUAAUGGCGUUGAAAGAUGGGUUGCGCUGCGUCGAGAUUACGCACCGAGUUUCUGAAGGAGAUGAUACUACACAAGUCUACAGGCCCAAUGCGUACAGAGGAACUUGGGAAGUGAGCUUUGAAAUCUCGGAGAUGGAGAUCUGGAGUGAGCUGGAUCAAUAG
Talaromyces atroroseus is the source of this 2424-nucleotide messenger RNA. RefSeq lists its product as hypothetical. The record is from RefSeq and is a predicted model, not a curated record. Bases 1 to 2424 code for a protein of 807 amino acids. Gene Ontology annotation, cellular component: mitochondrion. The transcript is spliced from 5 exons. Gene Ontology annotation, biological process: iron-sulfur cluster assembly. NCBI's taxonomy places the organism in Eukaryota, Fungi, Ascomycota, Eurotiomycetes, Eurotiales, Trichocomaceae. Gene Ontology annotation, molecular function: 4 iron, 4 sulfur cluster binding; 2 iron, 2 sulfur cluster binding; iron ion binding.